ACACUCGACAAGCCUUCUAUCGCAAGCCGCCAACAGCAACAACAUCAUGGCGGACGACGAUGGCUGGGAGACGGUUCCCCAAAAAACGGACAAGAAGCGCCAAGCCAAAGCCAACAAAGCCAUGGGUGUUCUUCCGUGGAUCUCGCACAUUCCUCCGACCGACCAAAAUUCGGACUUUGCGCCCAGUGUGCUGCUUUUGUGUGGAAUUCCCGGAUCCGGAAAGAGCACCUUUGCUUCGAGCCUUCAAACAGCAAUGCCGUACAAAUUUGUGCGCAUCAAUCAAGACGAAUUGGGGAAUCGACUCAAAUGCGAAGAACUGGCUCGUACAGCCUUGACCAAUCGACAAGUGGCCGUGAUUGAUCGGUGCAAUUUUGACCCAAAACAACGAUCCUCGUUUGUCAACAUUGCGGCCGAAUUUGGAGUUCCCGUGGAUUGUGUGGUCUUGUCCCUAGACUCCUUGGUGACGGUGGACGACUGCAUUCGACGGUGCCAACAACGACGCAAUCAUCCUGGACUUUCGGCCCAAGACGCCAAGGGUGUGGUGCUGCAAAUGGCCAAACAAAUGAGUCCACCACCCAAGAAUAAUAAUACAGAGGGGAUUCGCAAAGUGGUUCACAUUACGGAUGUCAACAUGUUCAAUGAUACUCUGGUGACUUUUAUGAAUCAAAAGUAAUACUAACUAAUAAGACAUAGUAUAUAUAUCAUGCAUGCUG
Molecule: messenger RNA, 713 nt
Organism: Seminavis robusta
Lineage: Eukaryota; Bacillariophyta; Bacillariophyceae; Naviculales; Naviculaceae
Source: the annotation of a GenBank genome assembly